This is a messenger RNA of Babesia bigemina, 318 nucleotides long. RefSeq lists its product as hypothetical. The transcript is spliced from 3 exons. The record is from RefSeq and is a predicted model, not a curated record. NCBI's taxonomy places the organism in Eukaryota, Apicomplexa, Aconoidasida, Piroplasmida, Babesiidae. Bases 1 to 318 code for a protein of 105 amino acids.
AUGGCUUGGUGGUCCGCUACGUGUAUAUGUGGUACAGAUUGUAAGACGAGUGACUAUUCCAAAAGUCAUGCUCGUCUUCGGGAUGUAAAAACUGUGACAUUGGCACUUGUCCAUCCUCACACCUCCAGUGGACCGCAUUCGGCUGCUGUCUCCACUGAACCAAAUUCCACCGACGCCGAAUCUUCCACACCUUCCCCCCAUCCCUACUCCGCCAUCGCCGCCGUCGCCCUCAUCAUCCUCGUCGUCUGCGGCAUGGUCUACUUCCGCAUCCGGCCGUUCCACAGGGUGCGGUAUCUACUGCGCAGCAGAUCACAAUAA